AUUGUCCUCCCCGGUCACCGUGACGGUGCGACGUGCGACUUUGCUGGUUUGUCCACUACCGUCACUCUCCCGCGACGGCCAGCGAGUACCUUCCCAUCUUCGUGAUACGGUGGGCACGGGCUGCUCACUGCAGUGGACGACGAGCGUGUCCAAAGAAAGCAUAUUGAUUGAUCGCCCCCGCCAGUGAAGGACGGCGGCUGUGUGGAGUCUUGCGCACCAGUCUCUGCUCUUCCUCACCUUUCUUUCAUUCUACCUUCAUUCUUCAUGGACUCCCCGUCGGUCCUUGUCGUACCUCCAACCCCUCUCGACCCUUCACGGCCGCCUGUCUCGCCCCCGGUCUCCUCGGCUGCGACGACGCCUGACCUCUCCGUCGACGAUUCCAGUCGCGAACGCGCCUCCUCCGAAACGACCAUCGUCACGAUAUAUUCUAUGUACGAGGAGGACGAAGGCAGCUGGUCUGCCUCCCCGUCCGUGCUCCACCCCGGCAAGGACACAGCAGUCGACGUCGCUGUCUUGGGUGUCGACCGCAGAAGCACGACACCACGGUGGAGUAGGCCGGUCGAGGACAGCGCAUACUUCGAACAGGACACCUUCAAGCGGGCGAGCAUCGUUGAAAAGGCACGGCAGUCCGUCGUCUCUAACGGAUCCGUCCAGCUUGCCUACGCCGAGCGGCCCCCGUCAAGUCAGGCGCGCUCGUCAAAGACGUCUUACACUGACGCGCGCCAUCUCUCCAACGGCUCUGCACAACCCUCGGCCUCAAACAGUCGGAGUACAUCUAGUUACGCUACUGCCAGCGACGGCACUCCUCGGGUACUGUCCUAUGCCUCUCUAUCUGUGCCAAACAGUCGACCGUCAUCCAGUCAACCCACCUCGCCUACCACCCGACCUCGGUCAUCCUCUCCGCAUCUCACGCCCGCUUCCACACCGCCCCCACAAGCGCUCUCCCUCGCCGCAACGCCCCCACGGUCAUCUCCGCCCCACCUCCCGUCUUCUCCCAGCUCACCAUCAAGUGCGGCAUCAAUCACCCCUGCACCGGACGAAGACCCGGAUGCAUUCCACGUGCGCUCGACCUAUGCGCAGCUGGACGUAUGCGGCGUGCGCGGCGAUGGGUACGAGGAGGGCGUAGAGCGGACGCGCGCACGGGUCGGGGGCAGCCGCGCGAGCGAGCUGCGGGCACAGGAGGCGCUUGCGGACGCGCACGAGAAGACGCGUGAGCUCACGCCGCAGGAGGUGGGCAUGCUCGCGAGCCUCGACCGCUAUGGUUUCUACGUGACACCUUCUCAUGACCGGUGCAUACUGCUGCACGCCGCCCCGCUGCUGAAGCCUCUCGCGCGACUCAGCUCGGCUAACACGAGCGGGCCUGCGAGCCCACCGCUGUUGCCGUCCCAGCUGUCGCUGCCACUCCAGCCGAAGGAGAAGUCGCGCGUGGCGAAGUGGUCGCGGAUGCUCGAGGCGCGGGAGCGCGAUCCUGGGUCCAACAUCGAGGCGUGGGGUGUGCGGUCGUCGAAGGAGCACAAGUUGCGGGAGCGGACGUUCAAGGGGAUCCCGGACUGCUGGCGGAGCGCGGCAUGGGACACGCUGAUGUGCAGGUUCUCACGGCAUGGCAAGGCAGAGACUCGAAGGCUCUCAGGAGAGUAUAGAGAAGCUCUCGAUCGGCCUUCGACGUAUGAUGUGCAGAUCGACCUGGAUGUGCCGCGGACGAUUAGUGGCCAUGUCAUGUUCCGCACGCGAUACGGUCAAGGGCAAAGGUCACUGUUCCAUGUCCUCCACUCGUUUUCAUUACACUGCGAAACCUGCGGGUAUUGUCAAGGCAUGGGGCCAAUUGCGGCGACCCUUCUCUGUUAUUUCGAGCCCGAGCGUGUAUACGCGUCACUCGUGCGCCUACACGACGCCUACCAAAUGCACACGAUCUUCAGCCCCGGGUUUCCAGGCCUGCUCGAGGCGAUAUACGUGCAGGAGCGGAUGAUGGAGCAGCUGCUGCCCCCGGUGUACGCCGCGUUCAAGAAGCACAUGAUCUCGACGACGUCGUAUGCGACCAAGUGGUAUAUCACGCUAUUCGCCAACUCGGUGCCGUUCCAGACGCAGCUGCGAUUAUGGGAUGCGUUUCUCCUGGAGGGGCACGACAUAUUCGUGGUGGUCGCUGUGGCGAUUGUGUGGAUACAUAGGGAUCACAUCACGUCUGCCUCGGCAAGUUUUGAGACGGUGUUGUCGCUGCUGUCAUCUUUCUUCGUCCCUGAGGACGAGAACGCGCUUCUGUCGUGGGUCGAGAAGGUGGUUGCUGACAAGAAGCUCCGCUCGAGUAUGCGGCAGUGGCGGGCGGACUGGCAACGACUAGUCGAGUCAGGCCAGCAGAACUCAGCGCUGCUCUAGGCGAGGUGAGGCGCGGUACCGUGCCGCACGUAUGGUGGUGAUAUUUUUACGUCGUCGGUGGUUCUCUUUACUUCCAGUCCGAGUGUUGACCGUAUCAUUAUACCGUCGGAUUUCUGGACUAUUCAUUCGCUGCACUCGGUCUGUCUGUUUGCUGUUUUCUGUGGUUUCCAUCUUACGCUCUCUUCUCUCCUCGAGCCUUCUAAGCUAUCCCGUUUGAUAUCCGCAUCGUAGUCGCCUCGCAUCACGGACGUCCAUGUCAGGUGCUAAUCUUGAACCCUCGUCGUAGUACAGUACAGUCAUCACUUCCCGCAUCGUCGUUCGCAAUCCGCAUCCAUGUAUCGCAUGUGCAAUGAAACAUAUGUUCUGCUGAAA
This is a messenger RNA of Fomitopsis serialis, 2742 nucleotides long. Its product is annotated as rab-GTPase-TBC domain-containing protein. The record is from RefSeq and is a predicted model, not a curated record. Lineage: Eukaryota; Fungi; Basidiomycota; Agaricomycetes; Polyporales; Fomitopsidaceae. The coding region runs from base 265 to 2370 and encodes 701 amino acids. The transcript is spliced from 4 exons.